Messenger RNA from Salvia splendens (bonfire salvia), 1070 nucleotides. RefSeq names its product OPA3-like protein. The coding region runs from base 210 to 716 and encodes 168 amino acids. The transcript is spliced from 4 exons. NCBI's taxonomy places the organism in Eukaryota, Viridiplantae, Streptophyta, Magnoliopsida, Lamiales, Lamiaceae. Gene Ontology annotation, biological process: regulation of lipid metabolic process. Gene Ontology annotation, cellular component: mitochondrion. The record is from RefSeq and is a predicted model, not a curated record.
UUCGAGAGCAUCGCCAUCUUUGCCAUUGCUCUGCAAUCUUCCUCACUCUAGCUUGAAUUUCUCAUUAUUGCCUUGCUUUUCUAGAAACUCUGAACCAGUCAACCAUUUCCCCUCCGUCAAUAUAUCCAGAAGAUUUAGAUUCUGUUUAUGUUGUUAUAAACUCAAAAAGGCUGGAGUUCUGUUUUCGUGAGGAAUAGCGAUCAGUAGUAAUGCUCCCUCUAUUGAAGCUAGGAACGCUUGCCCUAAAAACUCUGAGCAAACCCAUUGCCGCUAGACUCAAGAAGCAGGCUGGGAUUCACCCCAAAUUCAGAAAUAUGAUAGUUAGCGUAGCUCAGGCUAAUCACAGGAUCACAACAACCAUGCAAAGGCGCAUAUAUGGUCAUGCAACAGAUGUGGAAAUCCGACCUCUGAAUGAAGAAAAGGCUGUUCAAGCUGCAGUUGAUCUCAUGGGGGAACUUUUUGUCUUCUCGGUGGCAGUGGCUGCUUUGUUUUUCGAGGUACAGAGAAGUGCUCGAUCAGAAGCAAAAAAGGAGGAAAUUCGCAGGCAGGAAAUGGAGGGAAUGAGACAACGGGAUGAAGAGUUAGCUCAGGAGGUAGAGCUUCUGAAGCAAAAGCUAGCAGAGAUCGAGAAAAUGGCCAACGCACGAGGCCUUGCCGGAGUGUUUAACUUCAGGCAGGCUCAAGCUGAAGAAGCCAGGCCAACACCUGCAGCUUGAUCUGCUGGAAUCACUAAUAAUUAAUCUAGCAUUGGAUGAAUCAGCUUGACCCUGAUUCACCUCAUCCUAUUCUUUUACCCAUUUUUUAAAAGAAAGAUGUAAAAAAAUAAGAUAAAUCAAUUUGUUGUCAUAUUUUUGGCAUGGGUUUUUAGUUGAAGGAAUCUUGAAAAAUAUUUGAAGAAUUGAUCUUGUUUAGUGUUGAUGAUGGAAUGUGAUUCCAUUCAUUUGCUUAGUGAUAUUUGAUGUGUAAAACAGGAUAAAAAGCCUUUUGAAGGUGCUUUGUUGUUUGAAAGAUCAUAUGGUGCAUUGAACCAUAUGAUUCAAAAAAUAUCUAUCCCAUGAAAUUCUCUUGUA